Molecule: messenger RNA, 1173 nt
Organism: Didymodactylos carnosus
Lineage: Eukaryota; Metazoa; Rotifera; Eurotatoria; Philodinida; Philodinidae
Source: the annotation of a GenBank genome assembly
AUGGAACCAUUUAAUUUAUUUCAUUCAGCUGCUGUUGCCGCCGCGGAAGCUUACUCUUCGCCGUUUUCAUAUCCAUUUCGUCAUUUUAUGUCUCAACGUCGUUACGAGUGGCCAACAUUACCGUCAAAUAAUCCACCGCCAUCAUUCUAUGGGAAUAGCACAAUGGAUCAUCAUUAUCAUGCACUAUCAACAAUAACACCAUCAUCGUACUCUAGCACCUAUAUUUCAUCACCAAAUCCUUAUAUGUCUAAUACAAGCUCGGAAACAAUGAUGAAUGAUAUUGAACAAUCAAGAUUAUAUUAUACUGAUAUAACAUCACGAUCAGAUGAUUCAAUUGAUGAUUAUGAUUAUACAUUAUCUUCGGCUACUGUAUUUUCAUUAAAAGAUCGUUGUCAAGUAUGUUCCGAUCGUAGUUCGGGUAUACAUUUUGGUGUAUCAACAUGUGAAGCGUGUAAAGCGUUUUUUCGUCGUGCAAAUAAUAAUUCAUUACAUAAAUCAUGUGAACCAAAAAAAUGUAUUAUAACACCACAGAAUCGUAAUGAUUGUCCUGGUUGUCGAUAUGAUAAAUGUAAACGUGUCGGCAUGGCACGUGAAAAUGUUGUCUACGGUAAACCAUCAAAACAAAAAUUAGAUGAAUUACAACAACAAACAUUACUACGCUGUACAAAUGAAUCAGAUGUUUAUCCAAAUUUCAAUGAUAGAUUAAAACGAUUAGCAGAUGAUUUAGCAUUAGAAUAUCGUCAAAUAGAUGCAUUAUAUCGCCGAGGUUAUGAACAAGAACAAUUAUCAAUACAUGCUUUAAAUUACGGUACAAAGGCAUACAAAUUAUUUUAUACUCAACGUUCAGAAUUAAAUAUUCGUUUAUUAACCGAUAUAAUACUAAAAUUGUGUGAUCAAUUGUUAAAUUUAUAUAAAAAUGGAAUUAUUACACAACCAUGGUUCAUACAACAACCAAAUUUACGUUCACUAUUAACAUUAUGGUUAUUUAUUUAUUAUUAUGAAACAUUUGUAUUGAAACAAAAAGUAAAUCAAGAUAAAUUAAUGUUAUUAAUUCGUCUUUUAGAUAUGGAAUUAGAGAGACAAACCCCGAUUUUAACAACAUCCAUAAAAACGGUUCGAUGUGAUUUCAUUAACACGUUUACCAAAUUUACCGAAUUAUUACAAGAAAUUUAG